AUGUUAAUAAUCACACCAUUAGACGACUACUGGAGCCGUAUAGAGGACCCCCGAAUCAAGGACUACCCGGUCUAUAGCGGACCCAUUUGGAAGAUUUUAUCCAUACUGAGCGCCUACCUAUUGGUCGUCAAAGUCCUCCUACCACGAUAUAUGCGGCACCGGCAGCCCUACCAUCUCACUGGCUUUACACUGGUCUACAACACACUAAUGGUGGCGCUCAAUGUCUACAUAUUCCGCAAAUGUGUAACAUUUCUAGAUUCUGGCAGAAUAUUCCUGGAGUUUGACUUUCCCGACCGCACCGACACUUCCAGUCAUUCAAAUGACUUUAUACAAUUCAUAUGGAUAUUCAGUAUGUCCAAGUUUGUGUCGUUCACGGACGCCGUCAUAUUAAAUUUGCGCAAAAAGACCAGGAACAUCACUUUCCUACACCUCUAUCACCACACGGUUCUGCCCAUAAUAUGCUGGCUGUCCAUGAAACACAACGCGUCCAUACCUAUCAUAAGACUGUUUAUUAUUGUGUGGCGAACCCUCCUGUUCCUCAUAUUAGUGCACAUCAUAGGAAUCUAUGGAUGGUUUUGUCAGUUCAGAAGCAUUCAACUCAAGACAUACAUCUGGACGUACGUCAUGUACUUUCUAUCGGGUUUGGGUAUACUAUUAGGCGCCCACAGACUAUGGACCCACCGGUCAUUCAAAGCCCACCCGACCGUAAAGACAGUCCUAAUGUUAUUAGAGUCGAGUGCUAUGCAGAGGAGUGUCUAUGUGUGGAGUCGUGACCACCGAAUACAUCACAAGUUUUCCGAGACGGACGCCGACCCCCACAACUCAAAUCGGGGCCUAUUUUUCGCACAUAUCGGCUGGUUGUUAGUCCAGAAGCACCCGAAGUUCAUUGAGAAGCGCAAUGAGAUCGAUAUCAAUGACCUUAAAGCCGAUCCCAUAGUUAUGUUUCAGAAAAGGCACAUGGCACUUUUGUCUCUAGUGUGUGGCAUAAUAGUUCCCGUGAUCGUACCCAUGUUAUUAUGGGACGAGAGUUUCAUUAAUGCAUUCAUAGCUAAUACACUGCGAUAUCUCUAUGCACUUCACUCCACAUUUUUAGUCAAUUCUGCGGCACAUAUGUAUGGAAUCAGGCCAUACGACGAGCUAAUAGAGCCCCGGGAAAGUAACUUUGCCAUAUAUUUUACAUUUGGAGAGGGUUAUCAUAACUUCCAUCAC
Messenger RNA from Oppiella nova, 1209 nucleotides. The record is from the annotation of a GenBank genome assembly. NCBI's taxonomy places the organism in Eukaryota, Metazoa, Arthropoda, Arachnida, Sarcoptiformes, Oppiidae.